AUGGAUCCAUAUGCCCUCAAGCAAGACAAUAGAAAAAGGUUUAAGGACAAGCAGCACGCUAAGCAGCGUCAUGCUACUCCUAGCGAUAGAAAGUACAGGGCUUUGAAGCGCCAAGAACAGGCCCAUGAAGAUGAACAGGAGGCACCACCACCACCACCCUCAAACGAGUACAGAUAUCAUGAAGACGUUACUAUGGCGUAUGGGGAGCAGCAAGACGAAGAACGUAAUACUCAUGCUAAUAAAAGGGUGAGAGAGUUGUUGAUGAACAAGGACGAAGGCUCUGGACUUAAUCUAGACCAGGGGGGACUCUCCAAGGAAUCACAGGCCGCAGUUACAAGGAAAGAACUUGAAAAGAUGGACGUUGCUGGUCUGAACAGAGUUCUAGGAAGAUCACAUACGCCUGAUUUGGUCAAACAUACAAAUGAUCCUCUAGCACCUCCCAGACAGGCUACAAAGUCGCAAGAAAAGGCAAGAAAGGAACCUAGCCCUAACAAAAACGUUUCAACUGUUCCCCAAGACCUGAAAGAUGACGAGGACUUCCUGGAUGGACUCAUUUAG
Molecule: messenger RNA, 558 nt
Organism: Zygosaccharomyces rouxii
Lineage: Eukaryota; Fungi; Ascomycota; Saccharomycetes; Saccharomycetales; Saccharomycetaceae
Exons: 1
Coding region: 1-558 (185 amino acids)
Source: RefSeq, a predicted model, not a curated record